GUUGAAGACUUGACAUCUAGCGAUGUAGACGCAGAAUAUUCUCUCUCUCAUAAAACGCAUUAUCAGAGGUUGACUUUCCCACGGCGGAUACAUGGCGGCAGAGAAUGGGUUUCUUACUCAGUUCGUCGACGAGACAACGUUUUACAACCGGAUCGUCCUGAGUCACCUCUUGCCGGCGAAUCUAUGGGAGCCUUUACCACGUUUCCUUCAAACAUGGCUCCGGAGCUACCUCACCGGAAACUUAUUUUACUUCAUCUCCGCCUUCCUCUGGUGCUUCUACAUCUAUUACCUUAAACGCAAUGUUUACAUCCCCGAAGAUUCUAUUCCUACAAGAAAGGCAAUGAUUCAGCAAAUACAUGUGGCAGUGAAGGGUAUGCCUUGGUAUACACUUUUCCCAACUGUCUCUGAGUAUAUGAUCGAGCGUGGUUGGACCAAAUGUUACUCUACACUUGACCAAUUCAAUUGGUUCCUCUGUUUUGUUUACAUCGUGCUCUAUCUCGUUAUAGUUGAGUUUGGGAUGUAUUUGGUUCACAAAGGGCUUCAUGACAUUAAAUUUCUCUAUAAGCAUCUCCAUGCCACCCACCACAUGUACAACAAACAAAACACACUCUCUCCAUUUGCUGGGUUUGCGUCCCAUCCAUUGGAUGGGAUACUUCAGGCUGCACCACAUGUGAUAGCUCUGUUCAUAGUGCCGGUUCAUCUCAUAACGCAUAUGAGUCUUUUGUUUUUGGGAGGGAUAUGGACAACGUGCAUCCAUGAUUGCAUCCAUGGUAAUAUCUGGCCUAUAAUGGGUGCAGGGUACCAUACAAUACACCAUACUACAUACAAGCAUAACUAUGGUCAAUAUACCAUUUGUAUGGAUUGGAUGUUCGGCACCCUUAAGGUUCCUGUAGCCGAAGAUAACGGCUUAGAUCAGAAAGCUAAGUGUGAUUAAUGUUCAAAGUUCACUUGUGGGUGUCAGUCUCUUUCAAUGAUAUUAUAUAUUUUCAAGAUGAUAUUUCAAGAUUUGGAUCUUUUGAUUCAAAAUCUGAAUGAUUUGGGGUCUAUGUGCCUUUUACCUAUCUUAAAUUCUUAGAUUUUGUGUAGUGAUUU
Messenger RNA from Brassica oleracea var. oleracea, 1092 nucleotides. RefSeq names its product putative Delta(7)-sterol-C5(6)-desaturase 2. The transcript is spliced from 3 exons. The record is from RefSeq and is a predicted model, not a curated record. Lineage: Eukaryota; Viridiplantae; Streptophyta; Magnoliopsida; Brassicales; Brassicaceae. Bases 92 to 934 code for a protein of 280 amino acids. Gene Ontology annotation, molecular function: iron ion binding; oxidoreductase activity. Gene Ontology annotation, biological process: lipid biosynthetic process.